AUGUUAAGGAAGAAGGAGAAGAAAUUAAGGAUAGAGAAGAAGUUAGGGAAAGAGAAGAAGUUUGGGAUGGAGAAGAAGUUAAGGAUGGAGAAGAAAUUAAGGAAGAAGAAGUUUAGGAAGGAGAAGAAGUUAAGGAAGAAGAAGUUUUGGAUGGAGAAGAAGUUAAGGAUAAAGAAGAAAGUAUGGAUGGGGAAGAAGUUUGGGAUGGAGAAGAAGUUUGGAAUGGAGAAGAAUCUACUAAUUAAGGAAGCAGAAGAAGAAGUUCAGGAGGAUGGAGAAGAAGUUAGAGAAGGAGAAAAGGUUGAGAAUGAAGAACAAGUUAGGGAAAGGGAAGAAGUUAAGGAUGGAGAAAUAGUUUGGGAUGGGGAAGAAGGGAAGGAAGGAGAAGAGGUUAAGGAAGACGAAAAAGUUUUGGAUGGAGAAGAAGUUAAAGGUAAAGAAGAAAUCAUGGAUGGGGAAGAAGUUUGGGAUGGAGAAGAAGUUAAGGAGGGAGAAAUGAUUAUGGAUGGAGAAGAAGUUAAGGAAGGAGAAGAAAUUAGGGAUGACGAAUUGUUGGAGGCUUGGGAAAGCAUGGAUGGGGAAGAAGUUUGGGAUGAAGAAGAAGUUAAGGAGGGAGAAAUGAUUAUGGAUGGAGAAGAAAUUAGGGAUGACGAAGAAAGUAAGGAUGGAGAAGAAGUUAUGGACGGAGAAGAUGUUAAGGAAGAAGGAGAAGAAAUUAAGGAAGGAGAACAAGUUAAGGAAAGAGAAGAAGUUUGGGAUGGAGAAGAAGUUUGGGAUGGAGGAGAAGAAUCGAAGUAUGGAGAAGAAAAUAAGAAAGAAAAGUUUAGGAAUGAGAAGAAGUUAAGGAAGAAGAAAUUUUGGAUGGAGAAGAAGUUAAGGAUAAAGAAGAAAGUAUGGAUGGGAAUGAAGUUAAGGAAGCAGAAGAAGAAGUUCAGGAGGAUGGAGAAGAAGAAGUUAGGGAAGGAUAAAAAGUUAGGGAAGGAGAAGAAGUUAAGGAUGGAUAAAAUAGUUUGGGAUGGGGAAGAAGGGAAUGAAGGAGAAGAAGUUAAGGAAGAAGAAGAAGUUUUGGAUGGAGAAGAAGUUAAGGGUAAAGAAGAAAGCAUGGAUGGGGAAGAAGUUUGGGAUGGAGAAGAAGUUAAGGAUGGAGAAAUGAUUGUGGAUGGAGAAGAAGUUAAGGAAGUAGAAGAAAUUAGGGAUGACGAAGAAAGUAAGGAUGAAGAAGAAGUUAUGGACGGAGAAGAUGUUAAGGAAGAAGGAGAAGAAAUUAAGGAAGGAGAAGAAGGUAGGGAAAAAGAAGAAGUUUUGGAUGGAGAAGAAGUUAUGGAUGGAGAAGAAUUUUGGGAUGGAGGAGAAGUUUGGAAUGGAGGAGAAGAAUCGAAGUAUGGAGAAGAAAUUAAGAAAGAAGAAGUUUAG
Molecule: messenger RNA, 1413 nt
Organism: Sphenostylis stenocarpa
Lineage: Eukaryota; Viridiplantae; Streptophyta; Magnoliopsida; Fabales; Fabaceae
Source: the annotation of a GenBank genome assembly